AUGGUUCCCACACCUGCCAGUGUGGUUCCCACACCUGCCAGUGUGGUUCCCACACCUGCCAGUGUCGUUCCCACGCCUGCUAGUGUGGUUCCCACGCCUGCUAGUGUGGUUCCCACGCCUGCUAGUGUGGUUCCCACGCCUGCUAGUGUGGUUCCCACGCCUGCUAGGAUGGUUCCCACGCCUGCUAGGAUGGUUCCCACACCUGCUAGGAUGGUUCCCACGCCUGCUAGGAUGGUUCCCACACCUGCUAGGAUGGUUCCCACACCUGCUAGGAUGGUUCCCACGCCCGCUAGUGUGGUUCCCACACCUGCUAGGAUGGUUCCCACACCUGCUAGGAUGGUUCCCACGCCUGCUAGGAUGGUUCCCACACCUGCUAGGAUGGUUCCCACACCUGCCAGUGUGGUUCCCACACCUGCCAGUGUGGUUCCCACACCUGCCAGUGUCGUUCCCACGCCUGCUAGUGUGGUUCCCACGCCUGCUAGUGUGGUUCCCACGCCUGCUAGUGUGGUUCCCACGCCUGCUAGUGUGGUUCCCACGCCUGCUAGGAUGGUUCCCACGCCUGCUAGGAUGGUUCCCACGCCUGCUAGUGUGGUUCCCACGCCUGCUAGUGUGGUUCCCACGCCUGCUAGUGUGGUUCCCACACCUGCCAGUGUGGUUCCCACGCCUGCUAGUGUGGUUCCCACGCCUGCUAGUGUGGUUCCCACGCCUGCUAGUGUGGUUCCCACACCUGCUAGUGUGGUUCCCACACCUGCCAGUGUGGUUCCCACGCCUGCUAGUGUGGUUCCCACGCCUGCUAGUGUGGUUCCCACGCCUGCUAGGAUGGUUCCCACGCCUGCUAGGAUGGUUCCCACGCCUGCUAGUGUGGUUCCCACGCCUGCUAGUGUGGUUCCCACGCCUGCUAGUGUGGUUCCCACACCUGCUAGGAUGGUUCCCACGCCUGCUAGUGUGGUUCCCACACCUGCCAGUGUGGUUCCCACGCCUGCUAGUGUGGUUCCCACACCUGCUAGGAUGGUUCCCACGCCUGCUAGUGUGGUUCCCACACCUGCCAGUGUGGUUCCCACACCUGCCAGUGUGGUUCCCACGCCUGCUAGUGUGGUUCCCACGCCUGCUAGUGUGGUUCCCACACCUGCUAGGAUGGUUCCCACGCCUGCUAGUGUGGUUCCCACACCUGCUAGUGUGGUUCCCACACCUGCCAGUGUGGUUCCCACGCCUGCUAGUGUGGUUCCCACGCCUGCUAGUGUGGUUCCCACACCUGCUAGUGUGGUUCCCACGCCUGCUAGUGUGGUUCCCACGCCUGCUAGUGUGGUUCCCACACCUGCCAGUGUGGUUCCCACGCCUGCUAGUGUGGUUCCCACGCCUGCUAGUGUGGUUCCCACGCCUGCUAGUGUGGUUCCCACACCUGCUAGGAUGGUUCCCACGCCUGCCAGUGUGGUUCCCACGCCUGCUAGGAUGGUUCCCACACCUGCUAGGAUGGUUCCCACACCUGCUAGGAUGGUUCCCACGCCUGCUAGGAUGGUUCCCACGCCUGCUAGGAUGGUUCCCACGCCUGCUAGUGUGGUUCCCACACCUGCCAGUGUGGUUCCCACACCUGCUAGUGUGGUUCCCACGCCUGCUAGUGUGGUUCUCACACCUGCUAGGAUGGUUCCCACACCUGCUAGUGUGGUUCCCACGCCUGCCAGUGGGGUUCCCACACCUGCCAGUGUACACUAG
Procambarus clarkii (red swamp crayfish) is the source of this 1710-nucleotide messenger RNA. NCBI's taxonomy places the organism in Eukaryota, Metazoa, Arthropoda, Malacostraca, Decapoda, Cambaridae. The record is from RefSeq and is a predicted model, not a curated record.